AUGGUAGGUAUUGUAAAUUUUUCAACAAAACCUCAACAACAACAAAAAGAUGGAGAAAGUGUGGAAGCAAUCAUCAACAAGUUGAAAUUAAAUGCCUCUGCAAUUUCAGACUCCGACGACGAGAAUGAAGGAUCUCUCUCUUCGCGAUCCAGAAACUCUGGAAGGGGGGAACCUAUUGAGGAGAAGCUUAUACAAAAAGGAAAGGAAAUGGAAGACAAAAAGGAACAGCUAAGGGAUAGUAAUAACUCUAAUCUAAUGGAAAGAUUCGAGGAAAAGGAAAGAUUAAGAAAAGAUAAUAUUGAAAAUCAAAGGCAAGAAAUAAGUGAAGAGCUUUCUUUCAAGCCUGCGAUUUCGAAAUUAGGACAAAGUAUGCGAGGAAGGGAGGAUGUGAAUGAAAUCAAUAGAGCUUGGGAAAGAGAACGAGAUGAGAAGCUCAACAGACUGAGAGAAAUGAAAGAGGAGAAGGAAAUGGUUGAAGAGGUUUUCAAACCAAAACUUAAUCCUAGAACCCUUAAAAUUAUAAAUAAGAAAAAAGCGAAAGAUAACAAUUUGUCUCUUGAAGAAUCUUUUGAAAGGAAGGAAUUCUUGAGACAGCAACGAGUUGCAGAAAUGACUGAAGAUUAUUUUGGACAAAUUGCCCCAAUGACACCCAAGAUUACAGCCCAGGCAGCUAAAAUUAUGAGAGAUGGAAGUGUCACUGAUCGUCUUUACCAAUUGAGCUUUAAAAUGAAUGAGAAGAAGCAAGAAAUUUCAAUGCAACAAUUAGAAGAAGAAAAGAGACUCUACGAUUUCAAUCCAAAGAUUAACUUGACAGAUAUAGAAAGAGAUGACACUGUAUAUGAAGACUUAUUCCACAAGGAGGAACACUUUCGAAUGAAGAGGUACGAAAGAUUGGAAAAGUUGCUUGAAAGAGAGAAUAUGCUCCACUAUCCAAAAAUUAAUCCAGUUUCUGAAGAAAUUGCUUCAAGACUUCCAGUUUCAUCAAAGGAGAGACUUCUGAUAAGACCAGAAAAGAAGGAUUCACCAAACAAAUUGAACCUUAGCUUUAAACCACAGAUCAAUGAAAAAUCAAAAUUAAUUGAGGAAGAAAAACCAAGAAAUGAAGAUAGAAUCACGCAACUGCUAAACUUUGAAAAGAAGAAGAAGCAAGCAAUUGAGGAAAAGAGAAAAGAAAAGUGUGAAAAGGAAAUGGAAGAAUGCACUUUUAGACCAUCCAUUUCUGCAAUCCCAAGUAAGAAUCUUAACAAAUCUUUCAACGAUCGGGUUGUAUCUUGGGACAAUAAGAGGAAAGCCCGAAUGGAAAAGGAAAGAAGAGAGAAAUCUGUUCAAGAAAUGAGAGAAUGUACUUUUAAACCAGUAAUAGAAAGAAUGAAGCCUGAUGAAUUUUCAAAGAGUAUGGGAGAAGAGAGUGCAAUUGAACCUGUUGGUUUUGAUGAUUUUGUUCAAAGACAAGUUGAGGCUCGUGAAAAGAAGAAGAAUUCAGUUCGUGAAAUCAAGUAUGGAGAAAAUUGGAAGAAUGAAAUUACAGUACCAAAGGAAUUUACAUUCAACCAAAAAACCUCCCAAAUCAAAGCUCUUCGUAAACCAAUGACACCUCAAACAUCUAAGAUAUUAGAAUCUGAGGAAAUAGACAGAUUAGAAGAAUCGUUUAAUGACAUUUAUGACCAAAAUUUAUCAAAUCUUGACACUUCAGAUUUCCUUCCUCAAGGACUUUUCUCAACUAGAAGUACACAUGGCUUUUUGGAAUUUGCUUCCAUACCUCAACCAACUCCAAGUGGAUUGAAAUUGGAAGACAUUGCAGAAAGUAACGAAUAUGAUAGUCACUUUGAUUUGACAUCUCCUUCUGAUGAGUGGCUGAAGAGAAGCAUGCUAAAAGAAUAA
Molecule: messenger RNA, 1881 nt
Organism: Naegleria gruberi
Lineage: Eukaryota; Heterolobosea; Eutetramitea; Acrasida; Naegleriidae
Exons: 2
Coding region: 1-1881 (626 amino acids)
Source: RefSeq, a predicted model, not a curated record